CGUUCUUCGAUAACCUGCUGUGUUUUUUUUCCAGUACCGAAAACAAAAUCAAAAUUUUCAUAACAAUGUUGAGAUUUUAGAAAUUCGACAAAAUUUUGAAACACAUGUACCCGCUGAACCUGAGCGAACGCCAAAAACAAGCCGCCGCAGAAGUGGAAGAAUCCGGGCCCUCUCCCAAAUUCUUCGAGUCGUUGCAUAAAUCCCGCAGCUGCAGCUGCCCCUUCGAGAAAAAAUAAACACCACCGUUCUGGGCGAACUUUGGAUGCGACGUGAUGGGCUUGCUGGUGCAAGUGUUUAUGUGGAAUCAGCGGUGGCGCAUACUGCCCCGGUGUGAGUUGCUUCUGCGGCGGAACAUUAAGAAGCAAGCGGCGUAUCCAACCAAACUUGCUGAGGUGGGCCGUCUUAUUGAGGCCAGGGAAGAACGCUACGAGACUGGCCAACUCUUUCUCCAUCGCAUCUUUGGUUAUCGCGGCGUCAUUCUGUUUCCAUGGACAGCCCGUGUCUACGACCGCGACUUACACAAUCCCAGCAAAAUCGGUUCUGCGACGUCCGUAAACAAUACCUCCCAGCAACGUACCAAAGAGAACUCCUUGCAUGUCAAGGCCAGCACCGGGACGCCGCCAGCAAUAAACUCCGCUCAGGGAGGGGAGGGGACCACCGCGGCAAGUUAUCAGACAGACUCCACCCGAGAACCGGAGAGUAGCGUUGGCACGGCACAGGUGGAUCCCAAAGAAGUCAAAGGCAGAGUACAAACCUUUUAUCAGGUGCUCAUCGAUACUCGCGACUGCCCGCACAUCCGGGCUCAGACCGAGGCGGUGACUUUCUUGGGCAACCAGGACUCAAACCGAAGUCUAUAUGCCAUACCUGGAUUGGAUUAUGUUGCGCAUGAGGACAUCAUGCCAUACAGUUCUAGCGAGAAGAGUCCUCUGCAGCACGAGCUGUUCGAUAAGUUCCUGACCCACGCCCCAGAGGCGGAUCCUCCGUUUGUUGGUCAGGACACCCUUAAGGCGUGGCAAGAGAAGAACCAUCCUUGGUUGGAUAUGAGUGAUGUACAUAAGGAAACGACGGAGAACGUGCGGAUUACCGUCAUUCCUUUCUAUAUGGGUUGUCGCGAAACGCCUGCCAGUUCAGUUUAUUGGUGGCGCUACUGCAUCCGGCUGGAGAAUCUAGGUGAGCUAAGCGUUCAGCUGCGCGAACGUCAUUGGCGUAUAUUCUCCCUUUCCGGAACGCUGGAGACAGUCCGUGGAAGGGGAGUGGUGGGCCAGGAGCCCAUUCUGAGCCCACGGUUGCCAGCGUUCCAAUACAGCAGCCAUGUGAGUCUGCAGGCGCCCAGCGGCCAUAUGUGGGGCACCUUUCGGCUAGAGCGUGAGGAUGGGUACUCCUUUGACUGCAAAAUUCCGCCCUUUUCGUUGGAGAGCAAACCAGAGGACGUUUCGCCAGCUCCAACCGCACCCACCGCGCACCACGAUUCCGAUUCGAACAAGAAGCGCGAUGACAGCGACUAGGAGGGAAUUAAGCCGUAGUUAAAUGAUUUUAAAAUUCAAACUUCUCUGACAAAGCGUGACAUGUGUUUAGUGCAAAUUACAAUAAUCAACAAGGA
Messenger RNA from Drosophila bipectinata, 1600 nucleotides. RefSeq names its product DNA polymerase delta interacting protein 2 (gene POLDIP2). Gene Ontology annotation, molecular function: DNA binding. Gene Ontology annotation, cellular component: mitochondrial nucleoid; nucleus. NCBI's taxonomy places the organism in Eukaryota, Metazoa, Arthropoda, Insecta, Diptera, Drosophilidae. The record is from RefSeq and is a predicted model, not a curated record. Gene Ontology annotation, biological process: error-free translesion synthesis.